Molecule: messenger RNA, 891 nt
Organism: Pediculus humanus corporis (human body louse)
Lineage: Eukaryota; Metazoa; Arthropoda; Insecta; Psocodea; Pediculidae
Exons: 2
Coding region: 1-891 (296 amino acids)
Biological process (GO): negative regulation of TORC1 signaling
Source: RefSeq, a predicted model, not a curated record
AUGAUAUCGAGAGAUCAAAAAAAUUUAUCCGAUUACAUAAAAGAAGUGCAUUUGACGCUAAGACGUAGAGCGCGACAAAUAGGCGCUGAAAAUGCUUGGAAAGAACAUAUUCAAAGCGAUGACAUGUUGUCGAAAUAUGCCGAUUAUAUGAAAAAACUUUCUGAAAAUUAUUGGUCUGUUAAUAAUAAAAGUGAAAAAGGUUUGAUCGAUUCGACGUUUACUAGUAAUUUGAAUUUUAAUAAUUUAUCAAAUUGUUUAAAUGACGUUCCAUUUAAAAUGUUAGAUGUCGGAAGUUGUUUUAAUCCAUUUAAACAAUUUAAUUUUUUAAAUGUUUAUCCAAUCGAUUUAUAUCCCGCGACAUCGGAUGUUAAAAAAUGUGAUUUUUUACAAGUGACCGUUAAAAAUUUGAAUUCGAACGAAUGGUCGUUCAAAGAUAAUAUGUCCGAACUACCAUCAAAUUUUUUUAACGUUGUCGUUUUUAGUUUAUUUUUAGAAUAUCUUCCGUCUCCCAAACAAAGAUUUAUCGCUUGUUUAAACGCUUAUAAAUGUUUGAAAGAAAAUGGUUUGUUAUUAAUUGUCACUCCUGAUUCGAAACAUGCUUCUGCAAAUGCUUCCUUGAUGAAAAAUUGGAAAAUAAGUGCUGCUUGUAUUGGUUUUAAUAGAAUCCGAUUGGAAAAACUCAAAUAUCUUUAUUGCAUGGCAUUUAGAAAAUCUAUUUUUAACAAAUAUCCUUCUUUACUUUAUAACAUACAAACUGAUUGUUGUAAACCUGAAGAAAUGUUCAUAAUUCCUCAAGACUCGGUCGAUUACGAUUUAAAAUCGAAUCCUGAAAUAGUUUUUGAAAAAGAUGAAUCCGAUGUGAGAUGUGCUUUUAACGAACUUCCUUUUUAA